Babjeviella inositovora NRRL Y-12698 is the source of this 912-nucleotide messenger RNA. RefSeq lists its product as uncharacterized. The record is from RefSeq and is a predicted model, not a curated record. Lineage: Eukaryota; Fungi; Ascomycota; Pichiomycetes; Serinales. The annotation marks the transcript as partial. The transcript has 2 exons. Gene Ontology annotation, molecular function: protein binding. Gene Ontology annotation, cellular component: nucleus.
CACUAAUAUUGCAUUCGAAGAAGGUUCUACUAUCUACAAAUUUACUCCUCUGAUAGAGAUACUCGAGAGUAUGGCGGAUGACCACGAUAACAGAGCCACCUGUUGCUCGUACUGCAAUACCCCUGGGAACCUUCCCUCUAUAAGAACCGACCCCGAAGUUGCAAGUUUGCCAGAAAAUCGCAGAAAGUAUCUUGAAAAUGACAAUAUCCCGAUUAACAAUCGUUUGGUGGAGUGCACGAGGUGUGGUACUUGCCGGUAUUGUUCAGUGAAAUGUCAGAUCCGGGACUGGGAAGAGCACCAUGGGAACGAAUGUCUCUAUUUUCGGUACACAAAGGAAAGAGGUAUCGCAAGCAGCACUACAGAAUGCUUGGUCUUACGGAUGUACUCCAUGGCCAAAGCCGAUACGGUAUUUCUUCAGCAACUUCUUAGCCUCACUUCCCAUGCGGAAAAUAUCUUGAGCGGAUCGAGCUUCGUUGCGUUACGGCAGGAAGCGUUUGAUAUUCUGAGUCACUUAAAUGGCUUCUAUGACAACUCUCUUCCACUUGACUUCAAUACCCUUGCCUGUCUCUCUUUUGUAAACUCUACCGUCAUGCAAAACACGUUUAUGGAGAGUAACGGUCAAAUGUUCGACCCCACCUUUGCCUUGGUCAACCACGGCUGCGAUCCCAAUGUGGGAGUGAUUUUCGAAGGCCGAGAAGUCACCUUAAAGGCAAUCAAAAAGAUUUCCAGUGGGGGAGAGUUGUUGGUAAACUACUGUGUUAUUGGUUUGCCAGCCGUGCUUCGGAACCAGGAUCUCGAAGAUCGAUUUUGUUUCCGGUGCAAGUGCAAGCUAUGCAUGGAGAAGUACGAUCGGUUCAUGUCAAUCAACUGUCCAAACUGUGGUAGCUUGGUUGGAGGCUACAACUUUCAGGG